This is a messenger RNA of Pseudophryne corroboree (corroboree frog), 2401 nucleotides long. RefSeq names its product hepatocyte nuclear factor 4-beta-like. Gene Ontology annotation, biological process: cell differentiation; positive regulation of transcription by RNA polymerase II; anatomical structure development. Lineage: Eukaryota; Metazoa; Chordata; Amphibia; Anura; Myobatrachidae. Gene Ontology annotation, molecular function: nuclear steroid receptor activity; zinc ion binding; RNA polymerase II cis-regulatory region sequence-specific DNA binding. The record is from RefSeq and is a predicted model, not a curated record. Gene Ontology annotation, cellular component: nucleus. The transcript is spliced from 10 exons. The coding region runs from base 127 to 1506 and encodes 459 amino acids.
GCUGUGCUGGAGAAGAGGGUUAGGGGACAGUCUCCCUCUCUCAUUCAUCUCCCUCUGGCGGGGUCACCACCAAGGUGAUUGGCAGCUGGGCUGUUUGGCUUGACCUGGCGCUGUUGACAGAUAAUAAUGAAGCUUUCUGAAGCGAUGAUGGAUUUGGAACUACCGGACUACUCUGAAACGCUGGACUCCACUUACACUAUGCUGGAAUUCGACAGCAUCCGAGUGCUACCUACUAAUGCAGAAAUUAUUGCAGUGGAGUCGGCGAGCCCAGGUUCUAUCAGUAAUGGCGUCAGCUCUCUCUGCGCUAUUUGUGGAGAUCGGGCUACUGGGAAACACUACGGGGCUUCCAGCUGUGACGGAUGCAAAGGAUUCUUCAGGAGAAGUGUUCGCAAGAAUCAUGUAUACGCGUGCAGGUUCAGCAGACAAUGCAUCGUAGACAAAGACAAAAGAAACCAAUGUCGCUACUGCCGCCUGCGAAAGUGUUUCCGAGCGGGAAUGAAAAAAGAAGGUUUGUACCCCGAGCUGGCUGUGCAGAAUGAGAGGGACAGGAUCAGCAUGCGGAGAAGCAGCUAUGAAGACAAUGGUUCGUUAUCUAUCAGUGUCCUGACACAAGCAGAAGCCAUGACACAGCAGUUCUCAUCACUCAGCCCGGCUCACACCCUUGACAUCUCACUGAAAAAAAUAGCAACCAUAAGUGACGUCUGCGAGUCCAUGAAGCAGCAGCUCCUCCUACUGGUAGAGUGGGCAAAGUACAUCCCAGCCUUCUGCGAGCUGCCUCUGGAUGACCAGGUGGUAUUGCUGCGGGCACAUGCCGGUGCCCAUCUCCUUCUGGGUGUUGCCAAACGCUCCCUUCCUUACAAAGACUUCCUGCUCUUAGGUAAUGACUUCAUCAUUCCCAUGCAAUGUCCUGAUCUGGAUAUUGCACGGGUAGCUGUGCGGAUUCUGGACGAGUUGGUUAAACCUCUUCGAGAAAUCCAGAUAGAUGAGAAUGAGUACGCCUGCCUGAAAGCCAUUAUAUUUUUUGACCCUGACUGUAAGGGGCUCAGUGACUCCAGCAAAGUAAAGAACAUGAGGUUCCAGGUUCAGGUAAACCUGGAGGACUAUAUCAAUGACCGGCAGUAUGACUCCAGGGGAAGGUUCAGCGACAUCCUUCUCCUCCUCCCUCCGCUGCAGAGCAUUACCUGGCAGAUGAUAGAACAGGUGCAGUUUGCGAAGCUCUUUGGCAUGGCGCAGAUUGACAGCUUGCUGCAGGAGAUGCUACUGGGAGGAUCAGCUAUGGAUGGCAGCCAUUACCUGCACUCAGCGCCUUCCAGCCUGAGCCUGGAGCUGAUUCCUGGCCACAGCGUGCACGGCCAUAAUCUGCACUCAGUCAUCCAUAUGGUGCCCUCAGCCUCCCCAGAAGCCUCUCUACCGUUCCCUGCAACCAACAGUGGCAGUGACGACUACAAGAUAAACACCGCGCCCGUGAUGCAGCGCACCGUCAUCGCUAAAAAGGAGAUAUUAUAGAACAUGGAACAACGCCUGUCACAUACGAUUGAGAUCAGGACUCAAGUGUGAGAAGCGAGCGAGAGCCUCAGACACAGGAACGAGAGAUUACUUCUCGGCCGCUGCAAGUAUUACAGUCACCGGACAAUAGCGGGAAAGGAAUCGGAAUGUGAGGAGCCUUUUACCGUCCCCCGACAGAAAGGAUCCACAACAAAAAAGUCUACACUUAGGUUUUUCUGCCUCUCCAACUAAAUAAGCGUUGUUGUAUCUUUCUACAGAAGAAAACAGAUCUGAGACUGAGGGACCCACACAGGAAAAUGCCCCAAAAUAUUUCUGCUGCAGCAAGAAAACCCAGUCAUUCAACCAGACACAAGAUACACGUUGUCCCCCCCUGGUCUGCUAGCCAGUGUGCAACCAAUAACCAGGCCCCAUCGCCAUUGUAUAAUCAGUAAGACAGUGAUGAUCAGUCCGUAAGAUCAGUUUGUUUGUUUUUUUAGACCUGAAAAAGUGAAAAAGAGCAUUUUACGCUAAUGUAACUAUAAAACAGAUUGUGAUUUUUAUCUCAGACAAGACCCACUGUUGGUGCUCAUAUAUAGCAUCGCUCGGUUAGAACAUAAAGCGACUUUUAGAAAGGAACGUACUGUCUGAUAUUCUUUUGGAGGGGUAUUUUGCUUGUUUUCUGGCCUUCUACUUUCCAAAAAUUUCUCACGGCGCUAGUAUUAAUUUACUUGUUUUUCAAUAUAUAAAAACAACCUUAAUAGGGAAUAAAAUCAAUAUGUUAAGCUGCUGAGUGUCGGUUAUGCUUGUGUGAGCAUAAACAUAAAGGAUCUCCUAUUUCAAUAAGAGAACCUACUAAACAUUACUGGAAAGCCACUCUGCGCUAAUAAAAUCUAACAGGCUUUAGAAUAAAGUGAAA